CCCCUACUGUCAGACAAUCUUUGAUUGCGUUGACUGACGAUUGACUGAGUGAUGAGAAAAUCUCAGAAAACAAAACAAACAAUAUUAAACCGGGUUUAAAAUCAACACUAUUUUCAUUUAUUUUUCUUUUAUUAUACACGUAUAUUAUUAUUUCAUAAAUACAUUAUCUGCCAUAAAUAAUUUAAUGUAAUUCUAUAUUCCUGAAUAAAAAUUCCUCUGAAGUUAUAUAACUAAAUAUCACAAUGGCAGCUAGAAAAGUGAUUAUUGGAGGAGGUACAGGUUUUAUUGGUAGAAACUUAGGUGAACUACUGUUAACAAAAGGAUAUGAUGUAACGAACAUAGCUCGGAUGCCUGGUAUCAGCAACAUAUCUUGGUCUACAUUAGAAGUAGCAGGUUUGCCAAAAAGCACUUGUGCUGUAGUCAACUGUGCUGGACAGCAGUUUAUGGACUUUACAAAAUCCUGGACUCCAGGAUUUAAACAAAAUGUACAGAAUUCUCGAGUGUAUACAACACAAGCAUUAGCCAAGGCAAUAAAUAAUAGUCAAGAUAAACCAAGAGUAUAUGUUGUGGUCACUGGUGUUGGUGCAUAUGAACCUUCUGAAUAUAAUAAAUAUGAUGAGACCAGCCCUACUACUGGUAUUGAUUUCUUCUCAAGACUUGUGCUUGAGUGGGAGAAAGCUGCCUAUGUAGAUCCACCAGUCCGACUAGUAAUCAUCAGAUCUGGAGCAGUUUUAGGUCGAUGGGGUGGUAUGAUCAAAAAUAUGUUUCUACCUUUCUACUUUGGUUUCGGUGGGCGCAUCAGUUCUGGCAAACAAUAUCUACCUUGGAUACAUAUAGAUGAUCUUAUACGCCUUAUACAAUUUACCAUAGAGAAUGAAAAUGUUCAAGGAGUAUUAAAUGGUGUUGCUCCACACGUUAUUACUAAUGAGGAAUUUACAAAUUCUUUUGCCAAAGCGCUAAAGCGGCCAGCCGUUGUUCCUGUUCCCGAGAAAAUAUUAGAUUUCUUGUUAAAUCCUGAGAGAGCAAUGAUCAUGACUAAAGGACAACACGUCGUACCAAAAAGAGUUUUAGAAUACGGUUUUAAAUAUCAAUACGAUAAUAUAGACAAAGCUUGCAAGGAAUUUGCUCAUUUAUUUCCAAAGAGACAUCCACUUAAAUAAAUAUAGACUGUUGUUUGUU
Messenger RNA from Galleria mellonella (greater wax moth), 1179 nucleotides. RefSeq names its product epimerase family protein SDR39U1 (gene SDR39U1). The transcript has 5 exons. The record is from RefSeq and is a predicted model, not a curated record. Lineage: Eukaryota; Metazoa; Arthropoda; Insecta; Lepidoptera; Pyralidae. Bases 243 to 1160 code for a protein of 305 amino acids.